Molecule: messenger RNA, 2009 nt
Organism: Opisthocomus hoazin
Lineage: Eukaryota; Metazoa; Chordata; Aves; Opisthocomiformes; Opisthocomidae
Source: RefSeq, a predicted model, not a curated record
AUGCCCCCUCGGGCUGUGGUCCCCGGCCAGGCGUCGCUGCUGCCUGCGGGCUCCCUCGGGAAGGAGCUGCCUGCUCGGAGGUGGUUUCCCAAAAACCCCAGCCAGCCGCCCACCCCCCGAGCCCCGCGCUGCGUGCGGCCGAUCUGGCUCGCUAGCGUUCCCUGUGCUGCUGCAGUGGAGAAGCCCUGCCGUCCCCGGCAGCCCCGGGUGCGGCGCACGUCUUCGCUGGACACCAUCGUGGGCUCGUACCUGCUGGGACAGUGGCCGCGGGACGCGGAAGGAGCUUCCACUUCGUGCAUGAAUGACAAAGCUACCCAGACUCCAGUGUCCUGGCAUGACGCGGAAGCGGGGAAAGCCAGCUCCAGUGCUCACAAGCGUUCUGCUUCUUGGGGUAGCACAGAUCACCGCAGAGAGAUUGCCAAACUGAAGCAGCAACUCCAGCGAACAAAGCUAAAUGGCAGAAGUGGCAAAGACAAGGAGAGGAGCUCCCCGCUCCAGGGGGACCAUGCUGUCCUCGCACCGCUCAGGGACUCUCCUUCAGGCUUCCUUUCUCCAUCUCCCGUUCUGAGGCUCAGCCCCUGCUUGCACAGGAGCCUGGAAGGGCUAAACCAGGAACUGGAGGAGGUGUUUGUGAAGGAGCAGGGAGACGAAGAGCUGCUGCGGGUAAGCGAGGGUCAUGAGAUUGCCCUGAAUCUUCUGGAGGAGGGCAGCCCUUCCCCCGUCCUGGCCUUUGCCUCUUCUCCUCGACCCAACCACAGCUACAUGUUUAAACGGGAACCUCCCGAGGGAUGUGAGAAGGUCCGGGCCUUUGAAGAAGCCUCCUCCCCCAGCCCCGAUCAGACCUUUCAGCCUUCCUGCCCCGAUAAGAACAAAGUGCACUUCAACCCCACCGGUUCUGCCUUCUGCCCCGUCAGCCUGGUGAAGCCUCUCUUCCCAAACGUGGGCUUCCUCUUCAGGGGCUUUCCGGCUCCUUCCGGCCCUGUGAUCCACUUCUUCGACGCCGUCAAAGCGGAUCGCACCCGGAGCUGGCUGUACGCCGCCUGCUCGCUCUCCUACCUGGGCGCGAUGGUUUCCAGCAACUCGGCUCUGCAGUUCGUCAGCUACCCGACGCAGGCUUUGGGGAGCGGUUUGUGAUGUCGCUUCUUUGCAGUCAUGCUUUUAGGAGUGACGUUGCUGCGGAAGAAAUAUCCACCGGCCAAGUAUCUCUGCGUCCUCUUGAUAGUCGCGGGCGUGGCCCUGUUUUUGUAUAAACCGAAGAAGGCGGCUGGGAGCGAUGACCACGUCUUUGGCUAUGGAGAACUCCUCCUGCUGCUGUCGCUGACCUUGGACGGGCUGACCGGUGUCUCUCAGGACCACAUGAGAGCUCACUACCAAACGGGUUCCAAUCACAUGAUGCUGAACGUUAAUCUGUGGUCCACCUUGUUCCUGGGAGCUGGGAUACUGUUCACUGGAGAGCUCUGGGAGUUCUUGAGUUUCACAGAGCGCUACCCCAGCAUCAUUUACAACAUCCUGCUGUUCGGCCUGACGAGCGCGCUGGGCCAGAGUUUUAUUUUCAUGACCGUGGUGUACUUCGGACCUCUGACCUGUUCCAUCAUCACCACAACCCGCAAGUUCUUCACCAUUUUAGCGUCCGUCAUUCUGUUUGCCAAUCCCAUCAGUCCGAUGCAGUGGGUGGGGACAGUCCUGGUGUUCUUGGGCCUUGGACUUGAUGCCAAAUUUGGAAAGGGAGUAAAGAAGACAUCGCAUUGAGGAAAUGGCUGAUCUCUGCAGUUGGAAUGAACUUUUAAUUUAUUGUCUUGUACCUCAAAAUCUGUUAUGAAACUGGACUCAAGAUAGGUAAUCAGAAGGGGAGUGUCUGGAUUUUUUUUUUGUUUUAUUUUUUUUAAUUCUAAAUUGUCUUGAAAGUGUAUUACUUAAGUUUUAAUUUUAAUUAAGCUUUUUUUUUUUUUUCUGUAACCAAAGCUGCAUUACUAGAUCCUAGCAGCAGGAUGAAAUUCUUGCCUUAACAG